AUGGAAAAUGAGCCCAAGAAAGGUAAGCAAAAGAUUGAGAUGCAGUUAAUUGAGUCUGAGAGAGCACGCGCUAUAAGUUUUUCCAAAAGGAAAAAAACCUUGUUUCAAGAUGCAGAAAAGCUUGCAACUCGGAGCGGAGAUGAAGUUGGUGUUAUGCUCUUUUCACCAGGUGAAAAACCAUUUUCUUAUGGUUCCACAAGUAUAGAAGAAAUAAUUGAUAAAUUUUUAAAAGUGAAACUAGAGCAACGUGAUCAUGCUGAGGGAAAAUCUGUUGGAUUUGGGGCAUUUAAAGAUCUUCGCAAAGAAUUGCAAGAACUUAACGAGAAAGAAAGAAGACGAAUAUUAAUGUAUAAGAUUAUGCACCCUGGCUCAGAAAUACCUUCGGAUAAACACAUGGAGGAGAAGAAGGUGGCAAUGUUGUUGUGGGUAAAGGAAAUUUUAAAUGAAACAAAAAGUGCUAUUUUGAGCAAGCAUUUCAAGUUUGAUUUAAAUGUUCUCCCUGAGCCAGAAGAACACGAGAGUUCUUGA
Solanum tuberosum (potato) is the source of this 528-nucleotide messenger RNA. Its product is annotated as agamous-like MADS-box protein AGL29. Lineage: Eukaryota; Viridiplantae; Streptophyta; Magnoliopsida; Solanales; Solanaceae. The record is from RefSeq and is a predicted model, not a curated record. The transcript has a single exon. The coding region runs from base 1 to 528 and encodes 175 amino acids. Gene Ontology annotation, molecular function: DNA-binding transcription factor activity, RNA polymerase II-specific; RNA polymerase II cis-regulatory region sequence-specific DNA binding; protein dimerization activity. Gene Ontology annotation, biological process: regulation of transcription by RNA polymerase II.